AUGGUAGUUAAGUGGUUAGUUAGGUAUAGGGUUUUGGUGAUCCAAGCUGGUUCAAGUUCGGGUGAAGGACUCCGAGGAAAGGCCGACGCACUAUAUCAGGCAGCCAAUAACCUAUACAGUGCAGUUCAUACUGCUGGUAAUGCUGCUGCUGCUAAAGUACUCAAGUAUAAGGCUGGCGCAGAGCCUACCAAAGGACUACGGAAACUCGCCAAAGAACUACAUAGUGCAGCACAAGCACUAGCAACCGCUGCUAAAGGUGAUGAUGGUAAGGCUGCCGAAAAUCUUGCCACUGCUGUCGGCGCUAAUGAAACUGAUGGUAAUCUUCGACAAAAACUAAGAGAACUUGCUGAAGCUAGUAGUGAUCUAUCUAAUAAGGCCCAGGCUGUCAAAACAGCAUACGAAGGCAGUGGCGAUACUGGUGUCAAACAGAAAUUCCAAUUAGUUCAGACGAAAAAAACUGAAUACGACAAAAAUGAUACUGCAAAAGCCAAGUAUCAAGCAGUUGAAAAGGCCUGGACUGCUUUCAAUGCUGUCUAUAAUCCUGAAGCCCAGCUCAAAGAUGCUGUCGGAGCUGAUGAUACGGGUCCUGAUGGUGAACCUACUACUCUUCGGCAGGCUCUAUAUCAACUUGGUAGUGCUAAGCCUCUUUCAUCAGGUUUAUCUACUAAGGCUCAGAAUGUUAAAAAUAAAUAUGGAAGUGACUGGGGUGGUGUAAAACAGAAAUACAACAAUGUUGUGAAACAAGCUGAUGAAUACGAAAAGGGUGGUGAUACUAUUAAAGGGAAAUACGACACACUUAAGGAUGCCUGGAAGACUUUCAAUAAUCCCUAUAGAGAGGCCAUAUAUAUAAUAGUCAAUCUUCAAGUGAACUUACUACCACUAGAGACACUGAUAUCCAAAACGAUACCACACCUGGUAGUGAACUCAAGGAAAAAGCCGACCAACUAA
This is a messenger RNA of Theileria annulata, 948 nucleotides long. RefSeq lists its product as uncharacterized. The record is from RefSeq and is a predicted model, not a curated record. The coding region runs from base 1 to 948 and encodes 315 amino acids. The transcript has 2 exons. Lineage: Eukaryota; Apicomplexa; Aconoidasida; Piroplasmida; Theileriidae.